This is a messenger RNA of Geosmithia morbida, 1182 nucleotides long. RefSeq names its product Eukaryotic integral membrane protein (DUF1751). The transcript is spliced from 2 exons. NCBI's taxonomy places the organism in Eukaryota, Fungi, Ascomycota, Sordariomycetes, Hypocreales, Bionectriaceae. The record is from RefSeq and is a predicted model, not a curated record. Gene Ontology annotation, cellular component: membrane; Golgi apparatus. The coding region runs from base 1 to 1182 and encodes 393 amino acids. Gene Ontology annotation, biological process: retrograde vesicle-mediated transport, Golgi to endoplasmic reticulum.
AUGGCGCCUCGAAUAAAUUUACCACCGGUUACGAGGGCCCUCCUCAUCGUCCUCAUAUUCCAGUCCGUCCUGAGCGCUGCCAUCAGAUACCGGCACUGGGUCAGCCGCAUCCCCUCCGCCGCGGAUACCACCACAGGCGGCAGCGCCGCAAGCGCCGCCAACGACGUCGUCUUCAUCCCCUAUCUCACGCUGGUGCCCCAGCUGUCGAUAGUGUAUCCCUGGACGUUCCUCACGACGACACUGGUGGAGAGCAACAUAUUCACCCUGGGCAUCGCGGGAGCCACACUUUUCUACGGGGGCAGGUACCUUGAGCGAGCUUGGUCGUCGCGCGAGCUGGCCAAGUUCAUGGGCAUCGUGGCGCUGAUUCCCAAUGUGUUGACGUUUUUCGUGCUCUUCAUUCUCUUUGCACUGUCGCGGAAUGAGACCUGGACACUCACCGUCAUAUCCGGCACCGUCCCUGUCCAAAUCUCCUUCCUCGUCGCUUUCGGCCAACUCAUCCCCGCCCACACAGUCACCCUCUUCCGGGGCCUCAUCUCGCUGCGCGUGGUGCGCUUUCCGCUCGUCUACGUCGGCAUCGUGGCCGUCCUGUCGCUCACGCCCCUCCUGUCGAGCGCGGCCACACUGCUCGCCUUCACGGGCUUCCUGACCAGCUGGACAUACCUGCGCUUCUACAAGACUGUCUUCCCGGACCUGGACGCUUCGCAGGCCCCACCCCUGCGGGGCGAUGCGAGCGAGACCUUCGCCAUGGCCGAGUUCUUCCCCGCGUCCGCGCGACCUUUUGUCGCCGCGGUGUCCGACCAGGUCUUUGACGUGCUCGUCUCGGCGCGCCUCUGCACGCCCUUCUCCCCCGCCGACGUCUCGGCCGCGAGGGGCGACGCCGCCUCCAGCUUCCUCCAGCGGGGCACCCCGGGAACGGCGCGUGCAGAGGCCGAGAGGCGGAGGGCGAUUGCUCUGCGCGCGCUCGACCAGCGCCUAAACUCUGCUUCCUCGACGACGACGGCGGCGGCGGCGGCGGCGGCGGCGGCGGCGGGUACUGGCCCCUCGGCACCUGCGCGGACCUCUGCCAGCACCGCAUCCGAGACAAAGACCCAGACGGCGACCACGUCUAAGCCUGGCGAGAUGCUCGGCGAGACUAAAUUUGAACCCGAUGACCAUGACGACCACGUCGCCGGAAGGAGCUGA